Molecule: messenger RNA, 4184 nt
Organism: Megalobrama amblycephala (Wuchang bream)
Lineage: Eukaryota; Metazoa; Chordata; Actinopteri; Cypriniformes; Xenocyprididae
Gene: tasp1
Product: taspase, threonine aspartase, 1
Exons: 14
Coding region: 265-1536 (423 amino acids)
Biological process (GO): protein maturation
Molecular function (GO): threonine-type endopeptidase activity
Source: RefSeq, a predicted model, not a curated record
CAGGAAGUAUUUUGCUGUGACGAGAGCACAUGCGCCGCUCAUCAUCAUCACAUCACAUCACAAUCAUGCAGCAGACACACAACUACACUCAUAAUUUAGUGCAAUCUGUAUGUGUGUGUUAUCAGUAGAGAUGCUGAACCAUGCGUAUGACUGUGGCGCUCUUCUGCCGUCAUGCACCUGAAGUCUUCAUGCGAGACUUGAAGAAUUGUAUUGGAAUUAUGAUUGAAUGAUGGGUCAAAAUGCAAGCUACAUUGAAUACGGGUCAUGGAAAAUUUAGAAAACUCGACAGAUUGCAAGGAGACUGUCUCUCCAUUAAACAAUUCAGGGUCUAUACUGAACAGCACCGUCUCCCGUCAUGAAGCUAUGGGAUUUGUGCUGGUGCAUGCAGGGGCAGGGUAUCAUUCAGAAUCCAAAGCCAAGGAAUACAAACAUGUGUGCAAGAGAGCUUGCCAGAGAGCUGUGGACAGGCUCAGAGCUGGAGGACUGGCGCUGGAGGCAGUGACAGCAGCUCUUUUAGAGCUAGAGGACUCCCCGUUCACCAAUGCGGGCACCGGUUCCAACCUGAACAUCUCGGGUGAGAUUGAGUGUGAUGCCAGCAUCAUGGAUGGGAAAUCCUUAAACUAUGGAGCCGUUGGAGCCUUGAGCGGAAUCAAGAACCCAGUGCUGGUAGCCAGAAGACUAUUAAGUGAAACUCAGAAGGGGAAGCUAUCAGCUGGCAGGAUCCCUCCCUGUUUUUUAGUGGGCAAAGGAGCAGAACAGUGGGCUGUCAGCCAUGGUAUCCCAGCAUGCCCUACAGAGAAGAUGACCACCAAGUUCAGUUUGUCAGGCUACAAGAGGAACAAGAGGAAGAUGGAGCUGGCAGAGCAGGUUGAGACGAAGAGGAGAAAACAAUCUCAUGAGAACGAUUUUGGCUGCUUGGAGCCAGUAGGAGACAUCAUGGUGGAAGGUGAGGAGAAUAACUCGGCCUGUCUGGAUACAGUUGGUGCGGUCGUAGUGGAUCGGGAAGGAAAUGUGGCGGCUGCGGUAUCCAGCGGAGGGCUGGCCAUGAAACACCCGGGUCGGGUUGGACAGGCUGCUCACUAUGGGUGUGGCUGCUGGGCUGAAAACGCCCGAGACGUCAGCCUUUACUCUACAGCUGUGAGUACCUCAGGCUCUGGAGAGCACCUGAUUCGCACCAUGUUGGCCAGAGAGUGCUCUACUGCCAUGCAGACUGAAAACGCACACCAGGCCCUACUGGAGGCUAUGCAAAACAAAUUCAUCAGUUCGCCGUUCUUGGCUGGCGAGGACUGUGUUCUGGGUGGGGUGAUUGUUCUGAGGUGCUGCUCUUGUGGAGAAGCCCAGCGCUCUGAAGACAUCCAGGCUCUGCUGGUGGAGUUUCUAUGGAGCCAUACUACAGAGAGCAUGUGUGUGGGGUAUAUGUCUGCCCAGGACAGUAAAGCCAGGACUCACAUAUCCAGACUUCCUCCUGGGGCGGUGGCCGGACAGUCGCUGGCAAUCGAAGGUGGAGUCUGUCGACUUGGGACCACGAGUGACUGAAGCGGUGUGAAAUCAUCCUCUAUUUCUGCAGCAAUAUGCCAGCGCCAGGAUCUUUAUAGCAAGAGCUUGAUGUUGUGUCAUUGUGGGACACAAUUAUAAAGGGACAAAAAUGUUGCAAUAUGUCUUUUCUUCCAUCUUUUUCUUUAUUGCACAGAUAUAAAAAACAUUUAUUCAUUUAUUCACAAUUUCCUUUUCUAAAAGCUACCAUGCUACUUUUGCGCUCCAUUCAUGGGCAUAGCAUAGACAGUGUCAUCUGUUUUACUGUCACUUGAGAGGGGGGGGGGGGACAAGGUUAGCAGGGUAAUUUGCGGUAAAAGGUGUCUGCUAAGAAACUAAGUCAUGCCAAGUGCACUUCAGGACUAGUGCACUGCUCUGGUUUUAGUGGGCUUCCAAGAAACUCAGCUUCUAGUAUGUGCUGGACAAGACUUGAUGCUCCAUUUCUAUUCCUCUCUGAAACAAUAUGCACCGUCCUUUUCAUUGUAAAUAAGCUAAAGGUUGUUGAAACAGGGUGGCCAUUAAUGUAAGCGGUGUACUUGACGUUUAAUAUUACUUUUACUAUUAGGUUUUAUAUAUAGUUAAGAUGCUUGUUUUGUGCAAAAGUUCAGUUUAGUAACUCAUAUUGAAGGUCUGAACGUUUCAGAUCUGAGUGGAGAUAUUUGACACGUGUGUUUGAUGUGAGUCUGGUUGAGUCGCAAAUACGUAUAUGCAGCGUGGAAUACAGGAUAAAAUCCUUUAUGAAAUUUACAAGAAUUGCUUUUUCAUUUGAAUUUUUUAAAGCUAGGUAUAGCAGUUUAGAAUAAAAUUGUCAUUUGCUUAAUCUCAUGUCAUUUUAAACCUGUAUAACAUAGUUUCUUCUGCAGAACACAAAAGGUUAAUUUUGUUAAAGAGAGAGUUCACCUAAAAAUGAAAAUUAUGUCAUCAUUUACUCACCUUAACGUCAUUCCACCUUUCAUUCAUCUUUGCAACACACAUGAAGAUAUUUUAAUGAAAUCUCAGCGAUUUCUGUCCCUCCAUUGACAGCUACGCAACUACCACUUUGAAAUAGUUCGUAAAGAGAUCGUAAAACUAAUCCAUAUGAAUUGAGCAGGUUAUUCCAAAAUUUUCUGAGACACGAUCACUUUAUGUGAUGAACAGAUUUAAUUUAGUUUUUUAUUCACAUAACUUUUAUCAGCGAACAUAUGCAGAAGCUCGUGAACAAACCUCUUGUGGAAGCUCAAACGUGCUGAGUAACGCAUGCACCUCAUUGGUUCUCGCACACAUCAAGCAAACAUGCUUGAGCUUCCGUUUACCACAACUGAUCUGUGCGUUGAUGAAUGUUUAUAUUUGAAUAAAAGCUUAAAUUAAAUCUGUUCGUCACAUAAAGCGAUCGAAAAUUUGGAGUUAACCCGCUCUCUUUAUAACAUCUCUUUAUGAACUUUUUGAAGCGUCAAAGUGGUAGUUGCGUAGCUGUCAAUGGAGGGACAGAAAUCGCUGAGAUUUCAUUAAAAAUAUCUUCAUUUGUGUUCCGAAGAUGAGUGAAAGUCUUAUGGGUUUGGAACAACAUGAGCGUGAGUAAAUGUUGACAGAAUUUAAAUUUUUGGGGUGAACCGUCCCUUUAAGAGUAUCAUUGUCAUUGUUUUGCAUUUAAUAACCUCUAAAAUAAUCAAAAAGAACCAAAGUAUCAUAAAAAUGAGUCACAUGAUACUUUAGUUCUUUUAUGUUCAUUUUAUUCCUUGAAAAAUUAAUUCCCCAUUUAUCAAUGUGGCAUGGAAAAGAGUGAUCUGUCUAUUCUUCUGAAAUUCCUUUUUAUUUUUAUUUAUUGCAAAAACGUUGUGCACAUUGGAAUGACAUGAGGGCAAGUAAAUAAGAAAAUUUUAUUUUCAAGUGAACUAUUCCUUUAAAGAGUGGGACUAUUCUCAAAUCUAAUGAUAUGCACUGUUGAAAAUAUGUUGAAUCGUGGUUGUUACACUUUCACCACAAAGUCGAUGGCAGUAGGAUCACAGAAAUAUCUUCUGAUGAGACUAGAUGCACACGCACUUUUGCUCAGCGUCUUACUAUAUAAGUGCACUACUUUGACUAACUGCACUGCUCGUGAGUGUACCGAGAACAUGGCGCAUGAUUCGCAAUCCAAGUAUGCGUUCCUUUUGCGUACUUUUGAGUUCACUUGACCUUAUUUGAAAGCUGCAUAGUGCACUUCUGUGGUUGAGCUGUAUUAACAUGUGAACAGCUUUGUGUGUUUUCUAAUGCCAUGUGUAGUGCUCAGGAGAUGAGACCCCCAAAAAAGCAAGCUAAAAAUGACUGUUAGUCUUUGAAAAUGCAAAAUAUAUUUUAGGUCUGUAUUUUAUAAUGGCAGAAAAAUAAGAGGAUCUCUAAAAUGUAUUUAUAAAUUACACUGAAUCAAAUAUGUUGACGGUUAUUGCAUUGAUGAGGGUUUUUGGCAGGGCUAUUAUUUCAAGUUCUGCAGUCGAGAACUUUUUAGUUAAAAUUCUUGCAUUACUAUAAAAAUGUAUGAUAUAUAUAUAUAAUAUAUAUAUAUAUAUAUAUAUGCUUAUUUUAGUUUUACUUGACCCUGCAUUUAUUAUGAAAUGUCUGUGAACCUUUCCAACAGCAGAUUGUAAUUCUAAUCUCUUGCUAUUGUAAUGCUCAAUAAAACUGGGAUAUGGCGUGCA